Molecule: messenger RNA, 14537 nt
Organism: Diabrotica virgifera virgifera (western corn rootworm)
Lineage: Eukaryota; Metazoa; Arthropoda; Insecta; Coleoptera; Chrysomelidae
Gene: tai
Product: nuclear receptor coactivator 2
Exons: 16
Coding region: 242-4435 (1397 amino acids)
Biological process (GO): cellular response to hormone stimulus; positive regulation of transcription by RNA polymerase II
Cellular component (GO): nucleus
Molecular function (GO): protein dimerization activity; nuclear receptor binding
Source: RefSeq, a predicted model, not a curated record
UUUCGUGUCGAAAGCACGUACGUAUACAAGUUUGCCUGCCUGCCUCUCUGUGCUGUGUCUUGGAUAUACACAACAUUGAUAUACGUUACGUACCCAGAGCGAUAAGCGGCGGAACAACCGCUACUAUUGUGACUUGUGUCUGACGCUUGGUAAAAUAUGAAACUGUGAUUGUGAUCUGUGCUGUGAUAGUUCGAACUAGUGGUCAGAUAUGUUGGUGAUUCUAGUCAAAUUUUAAGAUAACAUGUUGGAACACAGUGCUAUGUAUCUCAACGUGACACCGCCAUACGAAGAGGAUACUUCCUUCUUUCCUGACUUUUAUACUACACGGCUUGGCCCGUGCGAUCUGCAAGACCCGGUUUGGGGUAAGAUGAGCGCCUUGACAGCAGGUGUCAAUAAGAAAAGGAAAAAAUCGGAGACAAAACCUCAAGCGCAAAUAAAUAAGUGCAAUAAUGAGAAGCGUCGCCGAGAACAAGAAAACAUCUACAUAGAGGAAUUGGCUGAGCUGAUUUCGGCAAAUUUCGGGGACAUGAGCUCGUUGUCGGUGAAGCCGGAUAAGUGCGCCAUUCUUCAAGAAGCUGUCAACCAAAUUAGAAGUAUAAAGCAGCAGGAGAGUGCUACCCAAUCUUCGGAUCCCGUCCAACAAGGAGAGGUUUCGUCUUCCAGGCCGACGAUACUCUCCAACGACGUUUACGGUCCUUUACUACUGGAGGCUUUGGAAGGGUUCCUGUUUGUCAUUAAUAGUGAAGGCAAGGUUGAACAUGUAACCGAGAACGUCUCCAAUUACAUAAAAUUUACAAAAGACGACGUAUUGGGCAGCAGCAUUUAUAAUUUCAUUCAUCAUGGGGACCACGCUAAAUUCCAUUCGAGCCUUCUGCCCAUGACCAUUGAAUGGGGCAAUGAACAGCAAGUAAACAGCAAAUCAAAAUCUAUAGAUAUAAGGCUUCUGGUGAAGCCUCCCGAUGACCUAGAUAAAACCAUAGAGGAAAAGCAACAAAGAGUCAGUAGUUACGAGUUGAUGCAUAUAUCUAGUACCCAAUUAAAAGAUCACUUAUCGGUAUCAGAAGAGGACGGAAGUGAUAGUGGUCCGUGUUUGUUGUGUGUCGCGUCUAGGAUUUCUCAUAGGGACAAGGCUACUUGCAGUAUAGAACAGUUUACUACGAAAUUGGACAUUACGGGAAAGGUUAUUUGUGUAGAUACUUCGGGUUUAACGGAUACUUUGGCGCAGUACAUCAAAAAGGAACUAAAAAAUAGACCGUUGCGGGAAUUGGUGCCGCAACAAGAGGUGCACAAAGUUACGGCACAUCUUAGAGAAACUCUCAGUUUAGGACAGUCUUCUAGUCCAAUCUAUAGGUUACAAAUCGGAGCGGAUAGGUUGAUACAAGUUCAAACUAAGUCAAAAUUAUUUAAAACCAAUCCGCACGCUAACAACGAUUCGGAUUUUAUUAUGGCAACACACUCUGUGAUUGGCGAAAACGAUCUUGUCGGAACAGAAUCGGUCAGUGGUACCAGCAAUUCCUCAAGCACGGGCGUAGGAGGACCCUUGAUGCCUAGUGUAGUCAACGGAAACCGCAAUGGUCCACCCAUUAGUUCAGGUAGCGAAAAUUCUAACAACACUCUUCUAAAUUCAAGCUCCACUUAUCAAACCUUUCAUCUUGACAACGAAUUCAACUUUGAUAUAUUCCCUUCAUCCACUUGGGAACUGGAAUCUACUAAUUGGCCUGAAGGCAGGCCAGAUUCGCGUACAAGUGUGACUCCUACACCUCGUCCGCCCAGCAAUCCCUCCUACAGCAAUGCUCCCACUGUGGUGCAGUCUUCCCCUUUUUCCUCCCAACCCAGCCCAACUGUUCCGAAUCCCCCUACUCCUGUGGCUACCAAUCCCUACAACACGGGAACAGGAAAUUUCUUUAAUUCUAUGAACGACCAAGGAUUUUCUAUGGAUGAGCAGAAAGAUACCAAAGCCAACGUUUUGGAAGAAUCGGCUAUGAUGGCUGAACCUAAUAAGUUACGAAAAUUGCUUACCAAACCUCAAAAUAACAAUAACGAGAACGAUGAUAAAAAUAAAGAUCGGAUAUUAAAAGAAUUGCUGAACCAGCAAGACGAAGAGAGUAUACGAAACGAUAACCGGGGCAGUCCAAGAGGAAUGAUGAAUAGAGCGUCCAUACCUGGGCCUUCUGAACAGCCAAAGACUUCGAGCUCAUCAACUGGAAACGACAUGUUAAGAAAGUUACUCAACGAUAAAAACGACGAUGACGAUCUAGAAAGAGCUGGCAUGAAAAAUAAAAGCGAGUUACUUCAACAACUGUUGAAACCAGAAAGAGAUGCUGACGACGACAAGAAGAAGGAAACACAAUGUAAUGAUGAUACGUUGAUGAGAAGCUUGGGAUUUCCUUCAUCUCCUACAGAUAGAAGUAGAAAACGAUCCAUCGACGAUAAAGAUAAUAUUCCCGCUAAACGGACUUCAGAUGGUUCUCAGGUAUCUUCUUCAGGAACAUCAACGGGUACUUCCUUGAGAGAGAAAAAUAAAAUGUUGGCUUCUCUCUUAGACAAAAACUUUUCAAACCACCAGCCAAUACCACCAAUUCCUGCCAGCGUGAUCUCUGCCACUCCUCAAGAAAAACUGCCGAGGAUCUCAGACCCCAACAAAUCUAUACAAAUGGUUAUGGGCCAAAACACAAUGAACAAUUCUAGAAUGGGCGUUAACAGGCUGCCUGGACGUCAAACCACAAACUACCUCAGUAACGUUCUGUCCAGUAAUAAUAAUGUACAACGCAAUGAUAACCGCCAGAUGAGUCAGGUUAAUUCGAGCUGUUAUGCUUCACCUGCUACUUCUACCACGGACAAUUCCAUCUGGGAUACCAAUAUGCAACCUUCCAACGAUCCUUUGCUUUCUGAACUUCUUGAUCAGGUCAUAGAGUUUGUGCCAGAUGAAAUUAUGCAACUUCUGGAUGGUGGGGAUGGCCAACAAAGUAACAACUUCGCGUUGAGCGAAGCAGUGGCCAUUAACAACAUACAGAAAUCAUUGAUGCAAUGUGAGACUGUUGUCAAAAGUCCAGGUUCACUCAUUUCCUUAUCAGGAAAUCCUCCAGCUUAUUCAUCUGCUAACCUAUCAAGCCAAAACAAUGCUGUGUUUCCGCCUCCUCCAAAUUAUUCUCAGGCAAAAUUUACAAGAAUGCCGAUUCGUGGCGCUAAUGUAGGCAACCAGCAAUUUUCUGGAGUUAUUAAUGCUCCUAACCUUCUACAGAGAAAACAACUUUUGCUUCACCAACAAGAACAGAAGCGCCGUUUGUUAUUGCAACAAAAGCAACAACAUCUGUUAAUACCGUCCAAUGCUGCUGCCAAUGAGAUCUCUAAUAACAUUAACUCAAUUCAGAGCAUUGACAGUUUGUUGAAUAAUUCUGUGGCUCCCAAUGUAUCUUUGCAACGCUCAUCCAGCGUACCGUCAGAAUCCCAACUAUCUCCUCCAUAUGGACAGACAUCGAGAGUCGCCAACCAACAACCCUAUUCACCCCACUCUCAACAAAUGGCUUCGCCAGCCUUUCCACAAACUACCUCUGUGGGUAAUUACCAGAAUUCUGCAGCCAUGUCUCCACAGUCACAAUUCAAUUCGCAAUUGUCACCAAGACAGGCUUACCCACAAGCAAAUACACAGAAUGCCAACUGGCAACAAGCACAGUCCAGGAUGACUGUUCAGCAAAAUCCAAUGCUUGGUGCUCAGCUCACAAGACCACCUCAGCAAACACAGAGAUCUAUCAAUAGUCCAGGAUCAGUAAGUGCUAGGCAUUCACCAUAUCCAACUAACGACCAGUUUCCUCCACCUAAUUCGCCCAAUUCGGCAUUCAACAAUCAGUACCUGAGACUCCAACGGGCAAAUAGCGUUCCAACAGCUACUACACAAUUGCCUGGUGGGCCGUACACAGGCAGGGACCACCAUCCCCACCUUUAUUCCCCCGUUCCUCCCCAUCCACACCCUGUCCCCCAAAUGAUGAGUUACCACCAAGACUCCCAGUACUGUUACGAUCAGACGGGUAUACCAUUAGCCUACAAUGGCGCAGAUAGGGGCCGUGCUCCUCCCCCACACCUUCAGCCUGGUGUAUCGGGAAGUGCUCCAACCUCGGAAUUUGUUCGGCAAGAAUUGCGUGCUGUUGUUGGAGCCAGAACUGCUCAAGCUCAGCCUGCCGCAGGGACGACAGCGCCCCCUACAAGGCCACCAUCCCAGAUGCAGAUUUCACAGCAGCAACAAGUUAAUGAUCUCGAAACUUUAGGACUCAAUUUUGAAAUGGGUAGCGGUGCGAGUGAUAGCCCAAAACUGUGGGGUGCGAUGGGUUCAGAUAUGGGCUCAAUGUCUCCGCAACCAGUCAACUCGAGGAAUACUAUGGAGGAGGGCCGGCAAGGUGAUCAAAAGUCUUCACUUUUACAGAAACUUCUUUCGGAGUGACCACUUGUAAAUAUUAGAGAUAUACACUACUAGGUACCUCAUUGGUAAUCGUACCACAGGCUGUAAUCCAGACAGGUUAGCUGUAUCAAAAGUGCAUUACUUCGUUGCUUAUUCGUUACAUAUAUAUAAAAAAAUAUAUAUUUAAGAUAGGGUAGUGCGGAGCAACAGAACGGAAGGCGCAAGGGUGAGCGUGCAAUUGUAAAUAUUACAUAAAAGAUCAAUUUUGUGGGACAAUUGUUUAUAUUAUACAUAUAUAAUGAUAAGUAUAGUUUAUUACUGGACUUGUUUGAAAACUUGUACCUCAGUCGGAUCGCUUAGUUAGAUGUAGGAUUGUCAUACAGGCAACCAGUCAUUUUCAAUUAGAUUGGCAUUCGAACAUAAUCUCAUACUGUCACUGACAAUAUUGAAAGUAGACUUUUAAAAAAUUAUUUUACUAAUUAUAUUCUAAUGGAUAAUGAUUCAUCAUUUAGAAAACCGAUCGACAAACUAAAUUUUUACUGAUCCUAACAAUGCAGUUUAGUUAGAAUUUUGGGAAGCAUGUAAUUUGCCUUCAAGCGAUUUAUUUUUUUUUUCGAUGUAUUCGUAGAAAAGGAUUAACGGGAUCAAGAAGACAGACACGCGACAGGGAAGGCUGGAAGAAUGUUUUGAGGCAGGCAAGGCUCACGAAUAGUUGUAGCGCCAUCAUGAUGAUGAUUCGUAGGAAACAUCCAUACAGUCAAAUAUGUCCAGAUGAACUGUCGUUGCCCUGUCAUAAAAUUAUGUAUAUAUAUCUAAAAAUUAAGCAGUCGCUAGAAUAGAAAGUCUUAAAACUUAUAGACUAAAAAAAGAAUUUUAAUGUUGCAUUAAAUAUGUCAUUGUCACUUUUAAUUGUAUGUUUGGGUGUUAAAAUGACGGAUCAGGUGAAGUUAUUUAAGACGGUCAUUAUAUACAUUGAUCUUUGUUGUGCUUUAUUACAAAUAAAAGUCUAGAUGUAGCAUAUAUUGAGUUUAGACAGAGACAAUCUUCUAGAUCCAUGGAAAUUAAUGAAAAGUAGGAUACAGGAAAAUAUAGAAACAGAAAUACCUUUUACUAGGACUUGGAAUUUAAAUCGAGUGCGGAACCCACCAAAAUACUGCCGAUUAUUAAUGUGAGAUACAUUAAAACAAGUUAUUUUAUAUUUCUGUUUUUAAAAAUCCACGAGGAAAAUAAAAUUCCUGUAGCUGGCUGUAUACCAUAAAUCACAAAAAAUACAAGAUCCUUUGUAAAAGGUAUAUUUAAAAGACCCCAAUAAGGGUUACAUCACCAAACAAAACGUUUUUGGAUUAACAAGUAAUCCAUCAGCAGUGAUACUACAUAUUAUGAAUAAAAUCAAUGGAUGUUGAAAAUAUUCCUGGAUAUUACCCAGGGCAACACAUGACUCUAACCCACGUGGAUGUGAUAUGAGAGGGAUGAACCUCACAUAUUGAGAAUUGAGUGUCAACUGAACUAAAGGUGAAAGAACUUUAGAAAUAUGUCAGAGACAGACUGUCAAGCGAUGUUAUGAACUGUUUUGUUACUUCAGCUAACGAAUUUAAAGUUUUUGUUGAUGUUGAAAAUAAAACAUUGUCAAAUAUCCAUAUAUUGGUGUUAGAAAUAUUCGAACCUAAAUAGGUUGGAAUCUAAAUAGGUUCGAAUAUUUCUAACACCAAUAUAUUAUGGAUAUUUGUUAAUGUUUUAUUGAAUAUAUUAUAUUUAACACUGAUGAUGGAUUACUUGUUAAUCCGAAAACGUUUUGUUUUGUGAUGUAGCCCUUACUGGGGUCUUUUAAAUAUACCUUUUACAAAGGAUCCUGUAUUUUUUUUAUUUCUGUUUUUGUCUUUCUUCGAUGCAACUAAAACUAGAUUUGAUACUACCCAAAUAUUAAAACGACGGUUAAAAUGUUUUUACAUGAACUUCUUAACAAUGAAUUUCGAAUGCCUACUAUAUUAAAAUAACUGGUUGGACCGUGAGAAUUUUACUUUUUAAGAAUUAAUUAGGUACUGUUAAAUUGUUAAUGUUAAUUUUAAUUCUAUGUUUCUCUUUAAUUAGUUUGUUAAUACUUCAAUAAGAAACAUUACAAAAACAUAGUGAGACUAAUCUAUAUGGAGAGAUUUGUAGAAAGGUACAGAACCUGCGAGUAUAUAUUUUAACAUAUUUUAAAUUUGCAGCAAGCAUAUCAUUUUUUAAUCUAGCUAGUGCCAAAUAAAUUCAAUAGUUUUUUUCUGCCUUUUUAAAAUCAUUUUAUAACUUUUUUUAUUACAAAACAGUAGUUCAAAUGUAUUUUCGUUUCAUUUUAUAAAAGCCAUAUACUAUGUUAGUUUAGGUAUUGUGUUAUGCUAACUGUGAAUGAUACAAACAUUUUUAGGAUUUUUUAAAUGUACAUAAACCAAUUUUUUAUUGACUUUAAUCAAAUCAAAACACUCAGUUGUCCGAAGAAAGUUUAGAAGGUCUAGUAUUUUUUAUUUAUUGAUAAUAAAUAUAUUACAUUGGACUCUUCAUAUAUUUAACAUUAAUCAAUAGAAGUAGAGACCUUUAUCUCAGAAUUAAUUGAUUAUAAGAAAUCGUGAGUGACAUUGGACUAUAGAUGGAAGUGAUGAGCCAGUAAGUAGUAUACGAAUAUAAAUAUUUUCAAUAUCUGGCUUUGAAUGUUAAUUACAAAUAACUGCCAUACUUAAUACUUUUUUCAAUAUAACGGUUUUUAAAGAUAAUACAAAACCUAGACCUUUUAAACUCUUAAAUACCAUUUACAUAUUUUUAAUAAUACCAUUACAAUGACAUUUGUUUUAGAUUUUUACAGAGAUUACAUAUUAGUAGUUUUAGAUUACAUAUUAUGUUUUUUGUAUACAGUUCUGCUGUUAUUUCCCCAUAUUCCUCCUCAUUCAAAUUGCGCUUUGUUACUGUAAGUUACUGUAUACAACGAAUGUAAGUCUAUACUAUAUACAUUUUUAAACCAACUCCAACUACUUUAUAUUGAAUUGCGGUGACUUUAUUUUUGAUAUUUUCAUUGCCGAGGUAUAGGUAAUGGAUUGUGUACUAAAUCGGCAUAAUGCAUAGCUCUUGUCAAAAUCCAAUACCUUAAUAAUAUAACUAAAUAUUUUCGAUUCUAAAAUAUUGUAGAAGACUUGAAGGGUAAGAACAGAACAAGUGGGUCGCAGUGGAGGUGGAGGUCGCGGUCGAUGUCGAUAUCCAUGUAAAAUAAACACAUUGUGUUGAAUGGAAGAGAACAGAGCAGGUAAGUCGCGGUGGAGGUUUAGCGUGAUGCCAUCCAGGAGGUUUACAUCGAUGCUUUUGAAAAUAAAAUGAGUUUAAAAAAUAAAAUCAAUGGGAAAAUCCCAAUAGUUGGGAAACAUUAGUUUGUUUUACAUGGAUGUCCACUGCGCGGCCUACAAGGAUGCUUCCCUGUGAUUGGUUCGUUCGAAGCCAAGUUGUCAUUACCUGCGCUAUCAAAUCUGAGUUAAUACUUGUUAUAUAAUCCCUUUUUCGUAUUCAGUUUAUUUUUGAAUUUCUAAAGUACUUAAAUUCAGUAAAUUUUUGAAAUAUUAAGGAGAAUCUGAUUAUUUACAGCUGACAUUUCAUCACUAUCAUCACUUGACUGACACAACAUCGCAAAAGCACAGUCUUUUUGUCAUUCAAAUUUCAUUAAACUACUUCACUUGAUAGUGGUUCUAGCUCGACUGACAGCGCAGGUGACCUUGCUAUAUGCUGUCGACAUCGACUUAAGGGGUCAUAUACGUUUCUCGAGCUUAAAAAGUAGUCUAAAUGUAAUGAUAAAUUGUACGAAAACUAUUGGGCUAAUUGAUUUCAUUUUUUUUUUAAUGUUAAAGGUGGAGCAUAUAACAUAUGUUAAAAGUUAAAAAAUAAUUAAAAACAUGGCGGCUGCGUCCAGUGGCGUAGAACGUGUUUUUUGUUCAGGUCAAACGGUGGGCAUCAUAACCGCUUAACCGUUCGUCCGAUUAACUUCAUUUUUGACAUACAUAUUCUAAAUUAGAUUCACUAUCGUGUGACGAGAGCUUUUUCGAUUAAAUUUAACCAUUUUCGAAUAGCAAUAAAAAAAAGACAAUUUUUUUGGUGAAAAUUACGACUUUUUUUUUAAAUUUCGACCAUUUCCGUAAGUUUUUUUUCUUCUUAAAUUCCUCUCGUCACACGAGAACUAUGACUCUAAAAAAUGAAAAAAAUUAAACAAUUUUUGUUUCAGAUAAAUAUUACGAGCUGAAUCAUGCCCACCGUUUGACCUGAAAAAAAAAACACCUACGCCACUAGAGGCAGCCGCCAUGUUUUUAAUUAUUUUUAACUUUUAACACAUGUUUUAUGUUCCUUAAGAGUCCACCUUUAAAAUAAAAAAAAAUAAAAUCAAUUAGUCCAAUAGUUUUCGUACAAUUUAUCAUUACAUUUAGACUACUAUUUAAGCUCGAAAAACGUAUAUGACCCCUUAACUAGUAGCAUCCACCGCGACCCACUUGUUCUGUUCUUACCCUAAAGAGUCGGAGUAAGAAAUAACAGUCGGAGAGAUUUAUUGUCCAUGUCUCUCCUUACAACUUUUAUUGUCCAUACCUCUCUACGUUAAGGUACUACAUACCUACAACUUUUAUUGUCUAUGUCUUUCUACGUUACGCCAUUUAGGCACUACAUACCUACAACCUUUAUUGUCCAUGUCUUUCUUUACUCCAUGCCUCUCUACGUUAAGCCGCUUAGGCACUAGUAUAGUAGUUUAGGUAAAUAGAUUUCUUCGACGUAAUGUCUGUGUCAAGGCAAAUUGGACUAAAAAUGGCGAAUUGGAUUAAAAAUGGCGCCAUCUAGCAGAUAAUAGCUGAACUAUGACGGUAGAUUCCUUCGCUGUGGCGUCAGCAUCUAUCUCACUCUUACUAAAAAGGCACCUCUCUCUCUCUCUCUCUCUAACACAUUGAUUUCCCUAUCUUGAUAGUGAGGCCUGCUUUGGUUAUCUGCGCAAAUCUAUAUACGCUUUCACUAAUUGAGACGUGAAAACAAUCAAAAAACGUAUCUUCAAUCAGUUCAUAUCUGAGCUCAUUAUUGGGGAUCCAGUACAGUUUUCCGAUUUUUUUAUAACAUGUCUGCUGAUUUUGAAAUUCUUGCUUGUAAAAUUCGUGCCAUUAUAUCAAAGCAAGAUAGCAAAUUCAUAAAAGCAAUUGAUUCGUAGGGAGAGAAUAUUUUCAAGCAAUUGCACUUCGUAAGUCCUAGGUGUUCACCCAACGUGACCGCACUUAAAACCGGAAGUCGAUAUUUGAACUCUUCGUGUAACUUUGCCUCGAUUUAUAUACAAUUUGACUAAUUUUUGAGUUAUUUUUGCCAAACUUUCGAUUACGUAUAUCUUUUUAAUCAGAAAUUACAUCAUAUUCGAACUCGACUUUUCAAUACGCGUCGAUUGAUAUAACAUUACGUCAUAACUUUUAUUCGGAAGUGAUAUCAUAACCAAAACUUUUUCCAAUGCUCUACUCUUAUAUCAUAUUAUAUCUUAUGUCUACUCUUAUAUCACCUGUGCUGUUUCUGCAACUAUAAUGUUGCACUUCUGGUACAACUUUUUAACCGGAAAUGACAUAAAAACCGAAUGUAUGUAGGAUUCGUUAAAGACAAUCGUAAUAAAAGUCCGUAUGAGUCGUAACAGUUUUAAUUAAUAAAAUAGACAAUUAAAUUAUAGAUACUAUUAAGUUGACGAAAUGUAAAAGUGUUUGUGUAAUUGCGACCAAAAUUUUACGUGUUCUGACAAAAAGAAAUGUAUUUGGAAAUAAUUGCGUCUAAUGAAUAUUAUAACCGGCUUGUCAUAAUACCCGUCUUAAAGCGUCUUUUUCGAUUAUCCCAAACACGUCCGUCGAGGUCCUGAUGUUAAAAUCGACUAACUAUUCAUUCCCACACUAACCAAAACCGUUUCCUUUAUUCCCCUCUUCAUGCUUAAAUCCGAAACUAUUAAAAUUCUACUGCAAUAAACUUACUUAUGUCUUAAAGAUUCAAAGUUAAAAAUAGUUCUCACCGGCUACCGUAGUAAUCCCAAUCCGUUCCACCCAUCUGGGCCGACGUAGGUCCAUAUGUGUGAGAUUCUUAUUCCGUGCUCGUAAUAAUAAUUAAGAAAAAUUAUAUACAGGAGAAUUUAAAAUAUUACUUACUUUUUUUUUACUUAGUCCUAAGCCUUUCUACCUUUAGGUGUAAGGCUGGUGGAGUUGAGAGUUUGACAUUGUAGUCUCCAUGCUUUCCGAUAUUGCGUUAGGUUUCUUGCACUUCGUAAUGUCGAUCCCUUCUUCUCGACUUCUUUCCUGAUUUCAUCUACCCACAUAACUCUUGGUCUUACUCUUUUGUUUUUCCCCUGCACUCUCGUUUCGAACACUCGUUUUGUUAGCCUCUCGUUCGACAUUCUACACACGUGCCCGAACCAUCUAAGUUGUCCCUCCACUCUUUUUUCAUUGAUUGGUUUUAGUUUUAGGUUUUGUCUAAUUGUUUCGUUUCGUAUUUUGUCUGUCCUCUUUCUGUUUGCUAUUUUCCUCAGGAACCUCAUUGCCAUAGCAUUGACUCUGGAUUUUUGUCUCCCCGUCAAUGUGCAUGUCUCGCUGUCCUAUUUUAUAUGUCUUAUAUUUUAAAUGUCCCAUUUAAAAUAUAAGAUACAAUAUUUACAAUUCUACAUGUAAAUUAUAAUUGUUAUCGUGUUGCUAAGGCGCGUCAAAUAAUAUCUCGCUUGUACUAUUUCGACGACUUUAAAACAGUACUUCCAGUUGAAACUCUGGGACCGGAAUUCCGAGGUCAAUUUCUCACUUUAGUAUCAUCUUUUGGUUAUAAGCUCUCAUUCGUCGCCUCAUUUGUCAUUCUAUCUCUUCUAAUAACGGAAGAGUUGUGUCUACGCACAGACGGGCAGACGUGGAUAAUUUAAGGUUUUCAUUUUCUUCUUUUUCCUCUUUAUAAGCAAUUCUGCUUGUUCAUUGGCGGAUCUAUGGAAGGUUGUCACUCCAUCUUUUGCGCGGUCGACCGAUACUUCUACCGAUUGGUGAUUUAUCUCUUGCUAUUUUUACCACACGUGUCCCCCAUUCUGCUUAUGUGGUUAUUAAAUUCUUUUUUUUUUUUUGAAGUUAUACUUUACGAUCGAGAGUGAAAUUUUAUAAUGCCGGGCGCAUGCGCACACAGACAGUAUGUAUUUCGUUGCUAAUCUUUCUAUGUAUCAGCGCAAAUAAGUCAUAUUAUAUCAUAUAAAAGGAUAUAUUAGUGUUCUUAGUAAAUAUAUUAUUUAUUAUAAUUUUUGUGUCUUCGGAUUUGUCUUCCUCGGGAAUAAGAUAUUUUAUAAUAAUAGUUAGUAUAUUUAAAGUAUUUUUGUAUACCACUUGGUCUUUUAAAUUUGUCAGUAUGUAUGAGAAAUCUUGUAACCUGUCAAAGCAAAAGGUAUAUAGUUCAAUGGUAGAGCGUGUGACCGGAGAUCAAGAGGUCCCGGGUUCAAAUCCCGGACGAUUCAUAUUCUUUUUUUUUAUAUUUUUGGUAUCGUUUUAAUAUUUUUUUUAAAGUGGUAGGUAAAGAAAGUUAGUUUCAUAUUUAAAUAAAAUACAAAUAACAUGUUAAGUAUAUUAAUUUCGUUGAAAUCAUAAUAAUAGAAGUUUAACUUCUUACGUGCGUACAAAGUACACACACAUUCUUUUUUUUUUCUAUUUAGCGUCCUUUCGUUUAUACACUGUACUUUACAUUUUCUGGACUCCUUUUUCGAUCUCUCAGCGUAUUUCCUGUAAUUCUUCUCAGUAGGUACUCUCAUCUCUGCCGAUUCUUAUAGUCUUUGUGUUGUGGCUGUAUCGAGUCUUGUUUCUGAUGCAUAUAUGGACGGGAUUCUGCAGAAAGGAUCCAAACCACACUUUGUUAAAACUGAGAUAUUAGCCAAAAACUUUACGAUAAAAUUUAAAAUUCUCUAUUAAAAAUAAUCAUGGUUUAACAUUAAAAUCGUGACUAUAUGCAUUAGAUUUGAUUUCACACAUACUGUUUGAUCCAAGAAAACAGUUGUGGUUUUAAAAAAAAUCCACUUUUGUUGCUUGGUUCUCUUUUGCAAAAUAACCUAAGUGAAUUCAAAGUUCACAAACAUUUAUUUUCCAUUAUUGAGUUACAUAAUCUGGCGUAUAAUAUAAAAAAAUGUUAAUAUGAAAUUACUGGGAUUUAAUAAUUUGUUUGAUUUCAAAAUCUGGACGUCCCGUGAAUUCAAGAAAACAGUUGUUUAAAAAAAUCCACUUUUGUGGCUUGGCUCCCUUCUGCAAAACAACUUGUGAAUUCAAAGUUAACAGACAUUUAUUUUCCAUAAUUGAGUUACAUAAUCAGGCUAUAAUCUAAGAAAAUGUUAAUAUGAAAUUACUGGGAUUUAAUAAUUUGUUCUGGAAGUGCCGUGAAUUCAAGAAAACAGUUGUUUUAAAAAAAAAAGUACUUUUGUAGCUUGGUUCCCUUCUGCAAAAUAACGUGAAUUUGCAUAAAGGAACCAACCCACAUGGAUCUUUUCUGCAGAACGCUGUCAUGCUGCAACGAUAUUGUUGGUUGGUUCUUUCGCUCAUAGAGGACAGUAUAUAUCAUAUGUGGCUUGGUUAUUUUCUGCACAAGUAUCUACGGGGUAUUUUACAACCUACGAGACUGUUAAUAGGAAAAAUACAUAUUUGUGGUUUGCUUCCUUUCUGCAGAAUCCCGUCCAUGUCAUUAUUGGUCUUACACUGGCUUUAUAAAUUCUUGACUUCAUCUCAGUGUUAAUAUGUCGGUUUCGCCAUAUAGUAUUAUUGAGACAUCCUGCCAAUCUAUUUGCUCUUUGUACUUGAAUUUCUCACUUCUUUGUCCAGGUCUCUGUAGCUUGACAAUGUAAUUCCAAGUUAUGCUACUUCCAUUACUUGUUCAAUACUGACACCAUCAAUUUCUGUUUUACAUCUGAUUGGUUCUUUACUGAUUGUUUUAGUUUUCUGAGAUGAAAUUGUCAUAUUGAAUUCUUUUGCUCUUAUGUAGAACCUGUGGAGUAAUUUUUGCAGACUAUCUUCAUCUUGGGCUAUCAAUAUUUGCUCGAGUAUUUUUACCUCUUUGUUUCCCAUUCUGUAUCAUCUUCCUUUGUUGACAUUUUUGACGAUUUCAUCCAUGAUUAAAUUAAAGAGCAUAUGACUCGAUGAGUCUCCCUGUAGUAAGUUGUCCAUUUAUUCUGACUUCCAUUUUGUUGUUUUAGUAGAUGUUUUCACAUUUUAAAUUGUAAAAUGGGCGAAAGCAAAAUAGGAAAAGAAAAAAAAUUAUAGGAGAAAAUAGAUACAAAAAGGAAAUAUUGAUUGCAUAAAAGACGAUGUUUCCUACAAAUUGAAUAUCUCAAAAUUAUAUCCAUCAAUUAUAGCAGCAGAUUUUUUUUUGUAAUGUGGUAUUAUUAAAAAGUGAAUGUUAACAGUUUUAGAUAUUAUUUAAAUAAUUUAUAUUGCUGUACAAGGUGACACUCAACAUACAAUUUUAUCUUCAUAUUCACGGAGUCAAAAAUAAUUUUUAGUCAAAAUAAACUUUAUAUAAUUUUUGGUACAGGCUAAUUGGCUCUGCCAAAGCCAUUUUUCAGAAAAAAAAUUUUAUAUUCAAGGAAAUUAGCUCUGAUGAUUUUAUUUUGACCUUUUAAAGAAAACAACUUAUUUUUGAUCUUCACUCAAUAACAAUUUUAACUCUAUACCACAUUUUUGUUGUGAAAAUACAUUUAAAUUUUCAGAAAUCUGAAUAUUUUAGGAUAUUCGACUGAGGUAUAGCAACAAAAAUUGUUAUUUUAAAAAUAUGUUUAUAUGUUUAGUGUUGUCUUCCUUUUAGUGAGUGUUCAAGCUACGCAUUACCAAAAAAGUAUAAAUUAGUAACUGUUAAUAUUUUAUACAUAAUUUAAAGUAUGUUAUUUGGAAAGCCCGUUUUGUUGGACAUUGUGAUAGGCGUUGGCCAUGUUACUGUUGCUAGGAUUCGCUCCUAGGCCCUGUAUAUGUAGACAUAGAAUUCAUACUUGAUUAUAUUGUCAAUUACACCCUAGCCACAGAAAAAUUGAAAAAAAAAAAUGAACAAAUUGACAGACAAAACAUUAUUUAAUUACACAGAUAUUUUUUGUACAUUAUUGGAGUUUUGAAAUAUAUCUAUAUUAUAAAUAAAAAUAUAAUUUCUG